CCCGUGCGCACUACACGCUCACACGCGCGCGCAUAGACCUGUCAAAAUCUGACAGCGCCGAAUCGAACGAAACGUAAUUGUCAAAAUCGGUUGCGUUUAAAAAUGGAACGGAUGACUAGUAAUCGUUUCUGCGUUGAUCUGACUUGAUGCUAAUUGCCAGUAUUUUUCAUAUUUUUAUCGGACCUUUUUAGAAAUAUUUUGAACUAUUUUUGUAUAUAUUAGUGCGAAUGUGAGUAGACAUGGAACGGAUUGAAGUGUCAUUUUUUAACAAUGAUAAAUAAACAUGUGUUAGAGUGUUCCGAAUUCGGUGCUAAAUACUUUGUAAGGUCUGCUUAAUUUUGUUUAGUCAGUUAUGUGGUUACAAGGGCGUGAAUUUUGACUCGUUAGAAGUGUGAACUGAAAACGUGUAAACUAUUGAAAAUUUGUUAAAAUAUUUGUACGGUAAUUAUCAUUAUACGCUGAAAGGAUUACACUGCCGUUAAUUAUUUAUAAUCGGUGUUACAGCGUGGCUAACUGGAGGGGGUCGCGCGCUAAUGAUGACAACUGUGGAGGCGCGAGGGGACGCCACUCAGAGCGUGCCACAGUCACAAUUGCCUCGUCAUCAUGUUCACAAGGUUCGAUCAAGGCAAAUCAACGAAAGGCGCGAGCAAACUUCGGCGCGACCUCAUCAACGCAGAGAUUGCCAACCUUCGGGACCUUCUACCCCUCCCUCCCUCCACUCGACAAAGACUAUCGCAGCUCCAACUGAUGGCGCUCGUGUGCGUUUACGUGAGGAAAUCGAAUUACUUUCAACAAGUUUUCAAACGCUUUGAUAUCAACCAACAGUCUUCAAACGCUCCUAACUUCGGAUUCUCGAAGGCACUAAACGGCUUCUUAAUGAUGAUGACUCAGAAUGGGAAACUGCUGUACAUAUCAGACAACGCAGCUGAAUAUCUUGGACAUUCCAUGGAGGACCUUUUAAUUCACGGCGACAGUGUAUACGACGUGAUCGACAAACAAGACCAGCAGGCCGUAAGGUCGGAGCUGUCGAGAGCUCCGACCGAUGGCGAAGACAGAGUAUUCUUGUGUCGGAUGAAUGUCGCGAGAAAUGCCCGAAGACAAAUGCGUUUUGGAGAUCAAAAGGUGGUGCUAGUACGAGGUCACUACGUGUCUUAUUUGCCGCUCUGUAGUCGCAACGAGCCGGUGUUCCUCGCAGCCUGCACCCCUCUCGCCAUGCCGGAGACGCGAGAGUGCGUUGUGCAUGGCGCCACCAAUGUGUUCACGACCGUCCACGCGAUGGACAUGAAGAUACUUCAUAUUGAUUCCAAUAGCGAGUGGCAUCUCGGGUGGGAGCGAAGUUCGCUGCACGGUGUCAGCUGGUAUCAUCUCCUGCAUCCAGAUUGUAUUAAGGAAGCUCAAAACAAACAUCGAUUAAUAACGCAAUCGGAGCAGGAACGAUCAUGCAUCGCCCUGCUGCGCCUGCAGCGACGUUGCGGACAAUUUCUAUGGGUGCAUGCGGUGCUGCAACUCAAAGACAACCUAGAGAAUUCGCAGCGCCCUGUCAUUGUGUGCACUAACCAGGUGUUGAGUGAACAGGAAGCAGCAGUGAUGAAAGCAAAUCCAUGGCUAUACCAUUAUUACGCAGUGCAAUCGAAACUGCAUUAUGGUUUAGCAUAUGAAGCAGCUACCAGAAUGUAUGGUCCACCGCCGCCUGAUAUACCAGUAUAUCCGACUACUAUGCAAUACGCGCCAACACCACCAGUCUGUAUAAAUGGAAAUCAAGCAGUCAUGAUGCCGAAUUCGAGCCUACAGCCUCAUAUACCGCACGUGCCGCCACACUUAACACCAAUACAUUACGCUUAUGAAAGGCAUGACAACGGUCCAGUUGAUUAUUCGGUGUCACUUCAUGAGAACAGAUACCAUAAUUUAAGGAUUGAUGAAUCACGAUCACAACCUAGUGCUAAAAGGAAAGCAAAACAAUCGGACGAUAAAACACCCAUUGCUAAUUUGUCUCCACGUUUCUCUGCGUCCAAUAUUGGAGGUGAUACCUUGGUAGCAAUAGCAGCAACGUCUAUAACCAAUCGAAGGCCAGGAUCAAAGAAUUUUAGCUUAACCGAAACGGAAAUGAUCGAUCAAUGGAAUCCUAGUCCAACUUGGUCCGAAUCGGCAUUACAAAAAGUUCCCGAUGUUUGUCACCAAGAUUUAAGUCCAUACGUUACAACUACACCACCAACACCUUCUGGUACGCCGUCGGCAUAUACGCAGAAUUAUAGUCAUACAUUUGUGUUUGAUUGGUCACCAGAACAAUACGUUCCUCAUACUAACAAUAGAUGUAGCACAGUAACAACGGAAAGUUCCUAUCAGCAAACUUGGAAUAGAAAUCAAAGAAUGACAUUCGCUAAUAGUAAUGAUAACUCAAUCGAUGAAAAUUGUAAUCCUAAUAGAAUAAGCUUACCUAUGAGGGUCAGCCGAACGCCGCCAGAACAUAAUUCACUAAGGGAAGGAGAAACUCUUCGAAGGCAAAUGGAUCGUCCGCAUCCAGAUUCACCGGGUGCCAAAAAGCCUGCGUUAUAACUAGUGUUUUCAAAUUAUAGUAUAGAUUAAUAUAUUGUUACCUUAUACUCUUAGUUAUUUAAACUACCCACAUAUGAGGUAAAAGUUCUGGAACUCUCCUGUGAUCUAUGUGUUUUUAAGAUUAUUGUAAUAUAGUGUAGACACUGUACAAACUUAAUGUCACAUAAAAUGUGAGUAAUAGCGUAAAUUAUGUAUAUUUUAUGUAAA
Molecule: messenger RNA, 2760 nt
Organism: Vanessa atalanta (red admiral)
Lineage: Eukaryota; Metazoa; Arthropoda; Insecta; Lepidoptera; Nymphalidae
Product: nuclear receptor coactivator 2-like
Exons: 12
Coding region: 604-2553 (649 amino acids)
Biological process (GO): regulation of transcription by RNA polymerase II
Molecular function (GO): DNA-binding transcription factor activity, RNA polymerase II-specific; protein dimerization activity; RNA polymerase II transcription regulatory region sequence-specific DNA binding
Source: RefSeq, a predicted model, not a curated record